This is a messenger RNA of Tetranychus urticae (two-spotted spider mite), 2220 nucleotides long. RefSeq lists its product as uncharacterized. Gene Ontology annotation, biological process: DNA replication. The record is from RefSeq and is a predicted model, not a curated record. NCBI's taxonomy places the organism in Eukaryota, Metazoa, Arthropoda, Arachnida, Trombidiformes, Tetranychidae. Gene Ontology annotation, molecular function: DNA binding; nucleotide binding; DNA-directed DNA polymerase activity.
AUGAUAGUUUCAAUUUUGCCUGCGAUUGGCGAUGGUUUCUCCAGUGCAGUUAGUAAAUUAAAUACUCCACGAAAUUUUAAAGAUGCAAUUGAUUGUCAUAUAUGCAGUAAGCCAUUAGGAACUAAUAGAGUUCGCGAUCAUGACCAUCUCACUGGUGUGUAUAGAGGAGCCGCUCAUCAGAAUUGCAACCUUGAGUAUCGAAUACCUGAACAAUAUCCUGUUGUUUUUCAUAAUCUAAAGAAUUUCGAUGGACAUAUAAUCAUAAAUGCUCUUGAUACAAACUUUUGCAAAAGUGAACCAGUAAUUAUUCCUCAUACAAUUGAAAAGUACAUUGGAUUUUUCCUCGGUAAAUUUAAAUUCAUGGAUAGCUUCGCUUUCCUUUCAUCUAGCUUGGACAAUUUAGCUGCUAAUGUUCCAACAGAUAAGAAAGAUUAUUAUUUGAAACAAGUUUUUGGAGAUAUCGACACUUCUCUUCUUCUAAGAAAAAGUGCUCUUCCAUAUGAGUACUUAUCAUCUCUCGAUGUUUUCAAUGAAACAGCGUUACCAGAUAAGUCAGCAUUUUUUUCUUCCUUAACCCAGUCGAACAUAUCAGAUGAGCUCUAUGAAAAUGUAAAGAAGGUUUGGUCAAAGUUUAACUGCUCAACAUUGAAAGAUCUCCACGAUAUCUACCUUAAAGUAGAUGUAUUACUACUUGCAUCGGUUUUUGAGAAUUUUCGAGAGAUGUCUCUCUUUAAUUUCGCAUUAGACCCUCUUCAUCAAUUUUCAGCACCCGGGUUAACUUGGUCUGCAGCGUUCAAGAAAAUGAAGAUUGAACUUGAACUUCUAACCGAUUUUAAUAUGUUUUUGAUGGUAGAGAAAGGUAUCAGAGGUGGACCCACAUCGGUAGUUAAGCGUCAUGUGCGAGCAAAUAAUCAGUACUUACCUGAUUACGAUCCAAGUAAGCAAACAUCUUUUCUGCUGUACUUGGAUGUUAACAAUCUUUACGGAUAUGCGAUGUCGGAAAAACUACCGAAAUCACAUUUCAAAUGGUCUUCUAGAACCAUUGAAGAGAUACUCACCACUCCUGAUGAUUCCGAAAUCGGUUUCAUCCUUGAAGUUGAUAUCGAAUAUCCUUGUGAACUCCACGAUGAUCAUAAUGAUUUUCCAUUGGCUCCGGAGAAAAUGGAAAUAACUCCCGAUAUGUAUAGUCAAUAUCAAAAAGAUCUACUGGAUGAGCUUAAAGGUCGCGGAUACAAAAGAAUCAAAACUGCUAAAUUGACAAAUAAUUUUUACAAGAAAAUUCGAUAUGUUGUUCAUUAUCGAAAUUUGAAAUUCUAUCAUUCACAUGGAAUGAAGGUAGUAAAGCUUCAUCGUGCUAUUGAAUUCAAACAAUCAUCUUGGCUUGCUGAUUAUGUUUCUUUCUGCACAACAAAGAGACAAGCAGCCGUGACUGAUUUCGAAAAAGAUUUUUGGAAGUUGCUAGUCAACUCAAUUUACGGGAAAAUGAUCGAAGAUAAGAGAAAGCAUCGGAUUGUUAAGAUCGCACUUCAAGAUGUUGAAGCUCAAAGAUUACUUAAAAAUGAAACUUGUGAUAAAUUCAUUAUACUCGAUGAUAACAAGAUGUUAUUUUCCCUAAAGAAACUCUCUGUUGUAAUGGAUAAACCGAUCGCUGUUGGUUUUACUAUUCUCGAACUGGCCAAACUGAAGAUGUAUCAACUUCAUUACGAUACAUUCAAACCGUAUUAUAAAUCAAAUAUUAGUCUUGUAUACACUGAUACAGAUUCCUUCAUUUAUGAAAUCAAGUCUGAAGAUAUUGUCGCUGAUAUGAGACAAUUCGCUAACAUCAUGGACUUCUCAAACUAUCCAAAAGGCCAUCCCUUGUAUUCGAAUAAUAAUAAUAAAAAAAUCGGCUACCUCAAAGAUGAGAUGGCAGGCAAGCAGAUAUCCGAGUUUAUCGGAAUAAAGCCUAAACUUUAUGCAUUGAGGAUUUGCGAAGAAGUUAUCAAAAGAGCAAGAGGUGUACCAAGACCAAUUCUGAAAAAUAGAAUCACAUUUCAAGAUUAUCUCGAUUGUCUUUACAAUCAUGAUACAAGAAGAGAUGUAACCACUACACUGCAAUCUGAUCGCCACAAUAUUCAGAUGAUAAGACGACAAAAGACAACUAUAUCUUCUCUCGAAGACAAGAGGUAUUGGGUGGAUCCAUUAAAAUCUCUGGCAUACGGACAUCAUGAUAUUCAAUAA